This is a messenger RNA of Pollicipes pollicipes, 1269 nucleotides long. RefSeq names its product X-linked retinitis pigmentosa GTPase regulator. The record is from RefSeq and is a predicted model, not a curated record. Lineage: Eukaryota; Metazoa; Arthropoda; Thecostraca; Pollicipedomorpha; Pollicipedidae. The transcript is spliced from 11 exons. The coding region runs from base 1 to 1269 and encodes 422 amino acids.
AUGGCCGGCGAGCCGGAGGCAGAGCUGCCGGAGACGGGCGCCGUGCUGACCUUUGGGCGGAGUCGGUUUGCCGAGAACCAGGCGUCCCGGUUCUGGAUCAAGAACGACAGGGUGGUCGCCUGUGCCUGUGGUGACGAGCACACCAUCGUGAUAGCAGGCGACGGCAAGCUGUUCGCGUUCGGACUGAACCAGGACGGUCAGCUGGGUCUCGGCCAUACAGAGUCGACCUUGGAGGAGGUCACCGCCUGGUCAGGCCUGCCCGCGCAGCUCGGGGCAGGGGUGGCCCACACCGUCGCCCUCACAGUCGACGGACGCCUGUACACCUGGGGCAGCAAUGCCGAGGGCCAAUGUGGACUCGGGGAAUCACCUGGCGCCGCGGUCCCGACCCUGGUGCCAUCUGACGACGAGAUCGUGAACGUCAGCUGCGGCUACCGGCACACGGCCUUCGUAACGGCUGACGGCGAGCUGUUCACUUUCGGUGAGAACGACGAUGGCCAGCUGGGGCUGGGGGACCGGGAGAGCCGGAGCCGGCCCACGAUGGUGCCCGAUCUGCAGGACGUGGCGCAGGUUGCCUGCGGCGGUCAGCACACCAUCGUCUUACUCGAGUCGGGCGAGGUGUUCAGCCUCGGCGUCGGCAACCAGGGCCAGCUGGGCCUCGAAUCGGGCGAGGUGUUCAGCUUCGGCGUCGGCAGCCAGGGCCAGCUGGGCCUCGGCAGCCGAGUACUCAGCGCCGUCUCCCCUCAGCGACUGCCGCUGGCCGAGCUGUGCGUCAGGCAGGUGGCGGCCGGACACUGCCACUCGGCCCUCGUCACAGACGACGGUCGUCUGCUGACGUUCGGUGACUCCCGCCACGGCAAGCUUUGCGGCAGUGACGAGGAGAGCAACGUCUUCGUGCCAAAGCUCGCCUCCGAAGUUGGCCAGCUGCAUGUCGAUAAGGUGGUGCUCGGUGGCUGCCAGUCCAUGGUGCUGGUGACUCAGCCAACGUCGCCCAGAAUGCUGUCCGACCUCCCCCCGCUCACCAACGGACAGCAUCCGGUCGACGGUCUGCACAGCGCUGCCCGACAGCGGCGCCGGGAGAGGGAGGCAAGCUCGCCGCCGCGCGGCCGUUCGUUGCCACCCCUGCGGGGCGUGCCGCGGCUGUCGCCCUCGAACGCCCGCCGCGAGGACGAGAUCCGGCCCGACUCCGGGCGGACGAAGCCCGCCGACGCCUGCGAGCUGCAGUCGGUGUCGUCGACGAGGCCGCAGGACGCCGACCAGCCCGGUCCGUGA